UUACAGUGUUUACUUAUUUAUUGGCUUUUAGUUGUACUUAAAAGACUACUAUGCAAUAGCCUUUCAAUUUAAUGCCAUGUUAUGUGUUGACAUAAAAUCUUAUAUUAGUUUCUUAAGCCUCUUGUUGAAAUGAACAAUUAUCAUCAAUAAUGGGAUACACUCCAAAUACACUAAUGGUAGCAAUGGUACUAGCCAUACCAUGGUUCGCAAAACUCUCUCUAACAACCUUUGUGAGCAUCAAUUGUGGAUCCUCCGAACCUUUCACCGAUCCACAAACCAACAUAACAUGGACACAAGAUGAGGCAUACAUUGAACAUGGCCAAUCCUUCAAUGUCUCUUUAGGGUUAGGCCCAUUCAGCACCCUUAGGGCAUUCCACACUUUGAAGAAGAAUUGCUAUGAAAUUGAAGUCCAAAAGGGAGAAAAGGUUCUUACUAGGGCAAGUUUUUUCUAUGGGAAUUAUGAUAACAAGUUUUCUCCUCCUAUAUUUGAUCUUAUAUUUGAUGGUAAUUAUUGGGGAACAGUGAUUACAUCAAUUUCAGAUCAUGUGGAUUAUGAAGCUAUAUAUGUUACUAAGGGAAACUACACCAACGUUUGUGUUUCUCAAUCAAACCCUAAUCAUAUUCCUUUCAUCUCAUCAAUUGAAGUGCGUGGUUUGGACCCUCAAAUGUACAACCAUCUUCAUCAAAAUCAUUCCUUGAUUUUGCUUAGUAGACGUGCUUUUGGUGCAAAUCAAACUGUCAGGUACCCUGAUGAUGUGUAUGAUCGAAUUUGGAUUGCAAAAAAUAGUGAUCAAGAGUUUAUAUAUAGCAUCCAAAGUGAGGCAUUGGACAUCAACAUUAGCACAGUGGAAGAUCAACCACCAAAAUCUGCAAUCCAAAAUGCAUUCACACUCCCAAACACAACCUUUGGAAUUCAGUACAAUAUAUCUUCACUUCUUCAAUCAACAUCAGAUACUAAUAAUAAUUAUAGUAAUUACUAUUACUAUAAUAAUAAUAAUGUUCCACUUUACAUCAACACAUAUUUCUCCGAAGUGAUGGAAAAUGCAACAACUGGCACAAGAUCAAUACAAAUAUAUAGAGGCAAUAAUAAUAAUAAUAAUGAUGGACCAUUCUCAUCAUCAUCAAGGCCCAUAAUCCCUCCUUUUGGAAGUGUUGAAGAGGUGCACAUUAACAUGUCAAUUUCAUUAGAUAGUAGUAUGAAUUCGCUUUAUUUUCAUGCAAGUCCUGGUUCAACUCUUCCUCCUUUGAUCAAUGCUGCGGAAGUUUAUAGAAUUGAACCAUUAGCUCAAGGAACUGACUCUAGAGAUGUGGAAGGAUUGAGGCAACUGCGAUUGGCAUUUAAAACAUUAUCAGAAUGGAAAGGUGACCCUUGUCUUCCAUUUCCAUACGCUUGGGAAUGGAUUCAAUGUACUGCUGAUCCUAAACCUCGCGUAAAAGCAUUGAAUCUUAGUAGCUAUGAUCUUCAUGGGAUUCUUCCAGAUAUGAGGUCAAUGGAUGCACUUGAAAUUAUAGAUUUGCAUAACAACACCAUUGAAGGCCCCAUUCCUGAAUUUCUUGGUUUCUUGCCUUUGCUUAGAGUGCUGAAUUUGUCAUACAAUAGUUUUAAUGGUUACAUACCGAACUCCUUAAACAAUACAGACAUUGACAUUGACAUUAGUCAUCUCCCGGAACUGCAAAAUGUAUCCAUUACAACCACUAGUGAUUCCCCAACAAGAAUGUCAUUCGAACUACACAUAUUAUUGCUUAUAAUUGCAAAGCAGGUUUUAAUAUCUCUGUGGAUGAACUUUCAAUAAUUGAUGCAGAAUUUUCUGUUACCGUAAGUUUGUAACACAUGUUCAAACUAAAUUAUAUAUAAAACUUAUCAGACAAUUUUUUGCGUUAA
Molecule: messenger RNA, 1882 nt
Organism: Arachis stenosperma
Lineage: Eukaryota; Viridiplantae; Streptophyta; Magnoliopsida; Fabales; Fabaceae
Product: receptor-like protein kinase At5g59670
Exons: 7
Coding region: 150-1793 (547 amino acids)
Source: RefSeq, a predicted model, not a curated record